This is a messenger RNA of Cygnus olor (mute swan), 6098 nucleotides long. Its product is annotated as serine/threonine-protein phosphatase 4 regulatory subunit 1-like. Lineage: Eukaryota; Metazoa; Chordata; Aves; Anseriformes; Anatidae. Bases 176 to 3049 code for a protein of 957 amino acids. Gene Ontology annotation, molecular function: protein phosphatase regulator activity. Gene Ontology annotation, biological process: protein dephosphorylation. The record is from RefSeq and is a predicted model, not a curated record. The transcript is spliced from 20 exons.
GCUUCUCCUCCCUCUGAGGAAAGGGACGGGGGGCGUUUAGGGGCGAUUCUCCCCCCUCCGGGAGCUGCUGUUUGUUCAGCCGGUCGUGUUCUCGGCCGUGCGGGGGCAGGAAGCACAGGCGGCUCCUCCCUGCGCCCUCCUCCUCCGCCUCCUCCUCGCCCAUGUCCAUUCCAAGAUGGCCGGGAUCCCUUUGUAUUUUGUGGAUUUGCAGGAUGACUUAGAUGAUUUUGGAUUUGAAGAUUAUGGACCAGACUGUGAUAGCAUGAGGAUAACAGCAUUCUUGGACAUUCCAGGACAGGAUAAUUUGACUCCACUGGCUCGUCUAGAAAAAUAUGCCUUCAGUGAUAACGUAUUUAACAGGCAAAUUAUUGCCAGAGGUCUUUUGGAUGUCUUUCGAGAUUUCAGUAACAAUGAGGAAGACUUCCUGACUGUAAUGGAAAUAGUAGUCAGACUCUCUGAAGAUGCAGAGCCAACUGUACGUACAGAGCUGAUGGAACAAAUACCUCCAAUUGCCAUUUUUCUGCAAGAAAGUCGACCAAAAUUCCCAACAGCAUUUUUUGAAUACCUUAUGCCCAUAGUAGUGAGGUAUCUCACAGAUGUUAACAAUCAGGUCAGAAAGGCAGGUCAAGAAGCACUGCUCAUACUGCUGGAACAAGAUCUUGUUGCUCAGAGUGACAUUGAAAACAAGGUGUGUCCAAUUUUGUUGGACCUCUCUGCUCCUGACAGUGAUGAUGAGUACAAGGUGGAAGCUGUGAAUAUAAUCUGUAAAAUGGCUUCUAUGUUGAGCAGAACAACAGUUGAGCACAUGCUGCUUCCUCGUUUUUGUGAACUUUGCAGUGAUGGGAAAUUGUUUCAAGUCCGAAAGAUUUGUGCAGCUAAUUUUGGUGACAUUUGUAAUGCAGUUGGGCAAGAAGCCACAGAAAGACUUCUGAUUCCCAAGUUCUUUGAACUUUGUUCUGAUAGUGUUUGGGGAAUGAGAAAAGCUUGUGCUGAAUGCUUUAUGGCAGUGUCCUAUACUACAUCCCCAGAAGUCCGCAGAAGCAAACUAUCCCCACUCUUCAUCAGUCUUAUUAGUGACACUUGUAGAUGGGUUCGUCAGGCAGCUUUUCAGUCUCUUGGCCCCUUUAUUUCUACUUUUGCAAACCCUUCAAGUGCUGGUCUUUACAUUCGAGAAGAUGGGACACUGAGUAUCCGACCGUCAACACAAGAUGUAAAUUCCAAUUCCUGUCAACCAAGCAACAAUAUAACUUUAAUUGCCUCUAGUACAAAUGCUGCAUCAUCCAGUUCGGAACAACCAAUGGAAAUCAAGUCAGAGUCAUCGACUGAGGAGACUUCAGCUGAAGUGAAUACGCCGCUCUCAGUUGAGAACCUGAAUAAAGACACGUGGGAAGCAAGUUCAGAUUGUUGUACAAAUCCUGGAGAAGAUCUGUCUAGGUUGUCUCAGGAUGACAAAGUUGUUGCUGGUGUGGUUGAAGUCUCUAAGGACAGCAAUUUUCCAGGAACGAACUCAAGGCUACGGUCUGCUGAGGAUGUGUUUAAUACUUUUCUAUACUGGCGCCCUCCUCUGCCUGAUAUAAGUCAGGACCUGGAGUUGCUUCAGUUCAAGACUGAGAAGCACAAAGACAACUGCUCUGUGCCAUGUAAUAACUGUGUUGCUAGUAGUGAAAUAAAAAAAGUUCUAGAAAGCUUACAGGAGCACAUAGAUGAUCCAGAUGUUCAAGCUCAGGUCCAAGUGUUGUCUGCUGCUCUAAGAGCUGCUCAGUUUGAUUCUGUUGGGGACUGUGAGACCAAAAAAAUGGAAGAGAGCAGUGGCAAACUUCAGAACAAGACCAUUUCAGGUGAAACAGCUGUUUCAGAUGCUACCCGCAACCAGCUGGAGGAAGACAUCCUUUCAUCCCCUGCAUCCCAGGAUGAUAUCAGCGAUGAGUCUGCCCCCAGUAUACUGAAAAGCACAGAUUCAGGGGAACAACACAGAGGAACCAGUGUAUUUUUAAAGAAAGAGCAAGAAAAUAAUCCACCGUUUGAAGAUGACAAGUCAAAGUUACAGGAUAUCAUACCUCAACCUUUACUAGACCAGUACUUGUCAAUGACUGACCCUGCUCGAGCCCAGACUGUUGAUACUGAAAUAGCCAAACACUGUGCAUAUAGUCUUCCUGGGGUGGCCUUAACGCUGGGCAGGCAGAACUGGCACUGCCUGAAAGAUACAUAUGAGACGCUGGCCUCAGAUGUACAGUGGAAGGUACGCCGGACGCUAGCUUUCUCUAUCCAUGAACUAGCAGUUAUUUUGGGGGAUCAGCUGACAGCUGCUGAUCUGGUGCCAAUUUUCAAUGGAUUCUUGAAAGAUCUAGAUGAAGUGCGCAUUGGUGUCCUUAAACAUCUCUAUGACUUCCUAAAGUUACUUCAUGCAGACAAAAGGCGAGAGUAUCUUUAUCAACUUCAAGAAUUUGUGGUGACUGAUAACAGCAGGAACUGGAGGUUUCGUUAUGAGCUGGCAGAGCAGCUGAUCCUGAUACUGGAACUCUACAAUCCCAAUGAUGUCUAUGACUACUUAAGACAUAUUGCACUGACUCUCUGCUCCGAUAAAGUUUCAGAAGUUCGGUGGAUCUCCUUCAAACUGGUUGUAGCAAUACUGCAGAAGUUCUAUGCAAAUAAUGCAAGUGCACUGGGACUAAAUUUCAUUAAUGAACUUGUAGUGCGGUUUCGUCACUGUUCCAAGUGGGUUGGAAGACAAGCUUUUGCCUUCAUUUGUCAGGCUGUGGUGGAAGAAGAAUGUAUGCCUGUUGACCAAUUUGUUGAACACUUACUCCCCAGUCUUUUAAGUCUUGCUUCAGAUCCUGUGCCAAACGUAAGGGUUCUGCUCGCCAAGGCUCUAAGGCAGACCUUAUUGGAGAAAGCUUAUUUUAAAAGUGUUGGCAAUCCUCAUCUAGAAGCUGCAGAGGAGACCAUUCUAGCUCUGCAAUCUGACAGAGAUCAAGAUGUGUCCUUCUUUGCUACCAUAAAACUAAAACAAAACAACAUGGACAAUACUCCCAUUGAAAAACAAAACUAAUGUGUUCUUCUGCAAUAGCCCCGGACGCCAAAAUGGUUAUUUGCACAACAUUCAUGGUUAGUAUGAAUAAGGUGAACAAAUAAGAAAAUCAAGUUUUUAGCACAAAGUGACAAAACAGCUAGAAAGGGCCAAUUAAGAAAUGCCAUACUCUUUAUUUCAUGACCACCUUUCAUCUACAGAUGUUUCUACAUUUGUCUGAUAUGCAUGAGCAAUUUAUUUCUUUUCCUAAAUGUGGGUGGUAACUCUGAUCUUACCUGCAGUUCAGUAUUGUAUGUAAAUUCUUACACGUACUCAGUGUUUCAGUGUAAUUGAAAUUUCUUUUUUAACAAAACAGUUCCUGUAGUAGUCUGCUAUAAGCUUCUAAUGUUUCUUAAAAUCUUUUUUUGAUUAUAGCAAACUUACAUACAGAUAUUUUCCUCAUUUGUUAUUGUAGCUUUUGUAUCAUUUCAAAUAUUGUGUUUUAUUUUAUCUGAAAGAAGUGUAUGUAUGUGAAUAGCUCUUAAAUUUCAACAAAAAAAGAUGAAGAAUUUAAUUCUGUAUCAGUAGGGAAAAAAGUUCAAUCAUUUCAUUUUAUAAAGUAGUUACUCUGCUAGAGCUAAGGCAUGACUCGUUUUUACUUAACGUGAUAAUUUUCAAAGCACAGAGUUUGACAUUCUUUGUAUAUUGUGACUUUUCUAUUUUAUUUCUAAACUAUACUCCUACAGGUGUUAACACUGUCUGUUACCAUUACUGCUGGUGCUGGUUAGUUGUAGAUAGAGCAUUAAUUUUCCAAACUGAAUAUUACUCUUUCUGCUCUGGUGAAGUUCCCUUCAACUAAAGGAUUCAGUUCCUUCAGCGUGUGCUAUUCCUUUAGAAGGGUAUUACAGUUUUACAGACUUAAGCUUUUUUACAGGUCUCUUUCAUUCCUACUUCAUUUGAAAAGCACCUUUUAACUGGUCCAACAUUCAGAUCCUCAUCAGUCUGUUAAUUUGUUUGUAAGACACAAAGGAUAUCUAAAUUCUGGAGAAACUUCAAGUAAUAAGUGUUCAGAAGGAAGGUGUUAAUGCAGUUUAUAACUUCUGUUGAUUGUAUGGUCAGGGUUGGGGCAGACAACAAAUGGAGGCUAUUGAGAUCUAUAAGCUUACAUGGGACAUGCCUUCUGUGUAUUUAGAUGGCUGUUUCAGAAGAAGGAUGGAGUGAGUAUGCAGGUAGAGCAAAAUUCUGUUAAUGAAAUUUGAGGGCUUCAGACUAUUUGCAAAAUUACAAAAGUAAUACAUUUUGGUGGAUCCUGUUUUCUGUCAUGUCCCAAACCUAUAGUUAGAAUGGGGCUUGAAAAAAAAUGGCUUUGUUACUCCCUUUGUAUUUUGGAUUGGUCCUUCGUCCUGUUCAAAAACUAAUGAUUACUAAAGAAAUGUUUUUAUGUAACGAUAGUUACUUUCUCAGUGAACACAAUUUAUCAUAAAUAGGCCUGUGGAAAUAUUUCUUUCCCCUUAUUUCACUGUUAUUACUAGUGAGUAGUUCAAGUGGGUGAAGAUUUUUGCAGAAAUAACUUUUUUUUCUUCUUCUUUUGUUUUAAAUCUGGCUUGUCUGUGAUAGAGCAAGUAGGUUCCUCAGCUGGGCUCUGUACUUUCUGAGGGUUCAGUUAUGCUGAAAAAUUGAAUGUUUGUCUAACUAGUCUUGUAUUAUAAUGUACAGUAUUUGUAUUAAAUUGUUUCCUUGUGAGCUCACAAAAUGCUUUUGGAAGCUAAAGGCAGAAAUGUACCACUGUUAUCACUGCUCUUACAGUAAACAGUAUGAACUCUGUAAAUUCUGCAACAUUCUACGUUUAAUUUUUUACAAUUUUUUAUAAUUUAAAAUGGUUCUUCACUACAGACUUUUUAUGAUUGCAAUUUCUUAACAAAAAGACCCCUCAAGUUAAUUUUUUCUAGUUCUAAUAUCUUUUUCUAAUGCUGGCAUUAUACUAGUAUUUUCUAACAGUUCAAAUUUUCUAAGGCCUUUCUGACAAGGUUUUACUUCUGUUUUUCUAUUAUCAGUUCAUUAAAUUUCUCAGCACUGAUCAAAUUUUUUAAGUGUGUGUGUAUAUGUAAGUAUGUUUGAAAUGUAUAUAUACUAGAUACUUUGAACAUUAACCCAACCCAGGUUUCUGUUUGUCAGAUAAUCUUUUAAUAAUUACCUUUUCUUGCAAUAAUCCACUGGAAAACACAAGCUUUUGUAUGAUUUAGUGUGUUUGGUUAGUAUUCAUUAAGGAUUUUUAAUUAGAAUAUUUGUAAACAAUAAGCCACCAGCUAUAGAAGUUCACAAAAAGGCUAAACAAAAUUGUUUGUUUUUAACAACAUUUGGUACCUCUCUAGCUCCAGAAAUCAUGUCCAUUUCAAAUGAUAAGAUUUCAGUAGAGCAUUUAAAAACUUGUUUAAACUCUACAGUUGCAUGCACUAAUGGAGGGCACCAUAGUUUUGGGGUAUGUCGUUUGGUUUUUUUUUCUAGGCAAUGUGCAGGUCUGUUAAAAACAGGUUUAACCUUUACCAGGUUUGCCUUUUUGUUUUAAUUUUAUACUAGAAGUGAUUUCAGCAUGACUAAAGACCGCACUUUACGUCUUGUAAUAGACAAAUGUAUGCAAUGAUGAGUAAAGCUGUGUGUUAACAUACAAUUCUCUGGGUUGUUUAAAUUAUGCAAAAAUAUGUAUUUUAAAAGCCAGAUGGAGCAAAGUUAGGUAGCUGAUCCACUCUCACAAAAGCAGUAAGAAUAUCACUUCAAAGCAUUUCUAGCUAAGGAACAUGAGAAUAACGUUAGUGGGUGCAAUAUUGCUUGAAUGCUAUAGGGAAUUAUCAAGCACUUGUAAUCCAAAGCAUGUUAGUCAUGUUGCUUAGAACUCGAAUUCACUGGUAUCUUAUGUAUGAUGUACACUUGGCAUCUGUGAGGAUGCUGCCCUAGUGGCAGUUGUGACUGUACACAGUGUUGUUUAGAACCCAAUUAAAUGAGGACGCUCUGGAAGUGUCAUUCAUUUGUCAGAAUAGAGAAUCUAUGUAACUUUCUAUUUGUAUUUAUCUCAAUAAAUUCUGUGACUGUUUUA